GUGGCCGACGGCCGUGUCGAUCCAGUGAGUGGAUCGGGAGCCAACAAUCAGACUGAAUCAGACCAACAACACAUGCGUAAUUCGGAACGCACCCUCAGAUUUCAGAUUUCAGGUUAUUCAGGUCCGGUGUGGGACCUGAGCGUGAGUGCCGUUUAGGACAAGAAAAAGAAAGAUAACUCCAUCGAGAUCCUGUACGUAUUAGUUUGACAACAAUGACGUCAGAAGAAAUCUUGUCAAAGGACCUGAGUUAUGGGAAAGAUAGAAGUGAUCCCGCGACAUUGUCCGAGUUAUUUGACAAUGCUUUUGAGCUGUUCAACAGUAUUAAUAAUACAACAGAACCAACAAAUAGUUCGAAAGUACAGUUGGACAUAAAACGGACAAUGCACAUGUUUGAGGAUGCAACGAGACUGGUGUCUAUGGUGGAUAUGUUCAGUGAUAACGAAACUUUCGAGGAAAUAGCUACAGAAAAUAUCAAGUACUUUUUAUUACCGGCUCUGUUGGGCAAGCUUACCAAUCAGAUAUGCCUUACUGAUGACAGGAUGCAUCUGGUUAAAGUAGCAGAAGUCUAUUUUGUGGAUUUUUUAAAGCGACUGAAAGCAUAUGGUCUGACGGAUGUUAAAAUACCAGAAAUCGAUUUAACUGAUGACAGGAAGGAAGCAGGAGAUGGUCAAAAUACACCGCAAUCUUCAUCAAGGAUGUUAGAGGAUAUGGUAAUUCGUAGAAAUGUAAAAUUACAAAAGUAUCAACAGGAGAAGGAUUUGGAAUCUCGUUUGAAUACUUUAAAGAAAAACUUGGAUAAUCCAAACAUUGAUGAUGAGACCAAGAGAGAGUACUUUAUCACUCUUGUAAAGUUGUAUGCAGUCCGAAUCAUUGAAGAUUUAAACUUGUUGAAGACAGAAAAGACAAUUUUGGAGAACAUGAAGGAAAUGGGACCGAUGCAUACUUUGGCUUCCGAAUCACAAAAGACUCAAAAGCACAGAACGCCAGGUCCAAAAUUACAACCCAUAAUCAUUACACGUAAUGAGAUUGAGAAGAAAGUUUUUGGCGCAGGCUAUCCGAGUUUACCAGUCUUAACAGUACAAGAGUUCUACGAGCAAAGAGUCAAAGAUGGAGACUGGCCCGAUCCAUCGCAACAUAACGCAACAAAUUCUCGGCGUCUGCAAGAUGCGGCCAACGAAAAUACCAGUGCAACUAAUGAAGAUAGUGAAGCCGUUUUGAAGGAGGAGAUGGAAGAGAAAGACGAUCCCGAACAUCUCGAACGAACUCGUGCGAUGGAUGAAUAUAAAGACACGCAUCGUCGCGGAUGGGGUAAUCGCGCUAAUAGAAGCUAGGCGGCCAAGAAUAUGUUUAAGAUUGUACACAUUACAAUUAUUACAUUAUUCUGUGCCUCAGUGUGCUCUAUUUCGUUUGAAAAUUUGGAAAUGUAACCGUCGAAUCGUUCGUUUUAAACUUGAGCACAAUUGCGUGUUUAUUUAAAAAAAAUUAAACCUGAAAAUGCGCGCUGAAAACGAGGAAAAUGCUAAUCUUUAAAAUAAAUUAUAAAUACAUGUGUAUGUACGUGUAUCUUAUCAGUAAGUAAACCUAAACAAACAUUUUCACAAUGAAAUGGAUAAUACGUCGGCAUCUCAAAAUUAUUGAUUAACAUCAUUUUGGCCGAUGUUGAAAAUUUUAGCAAAACGUGUAUUACACGUUUUUGUUUGCAUUGUAUGUAACAUAUAAAAUUUCGUCGAAAGUAUGACAAAGAAACGGGGGUUCUUCCUGUUUAACAUUAAAAAUGUUAUUAUUCUGCUUCUCACAAAAAAA
Vollenhovia emeryi is the source of this 1803-nucleotide messenger RNA. RefSeq names its product immunoglobulin-binding protein 1b (gene Tap42). The transcript has 5 exons. NCBI's taxonomy places the organism in Eukaryota, Metazoa, Arthropoda, Insecta, Hymenoptera, Formicidae. Bases 213 to 1331 code for a protein of 372 amino acids. Gene Ontology annotation, cellular component: cytosol. Gene Ontology annotation, biological process: regulation of signal transduction; regulation of dephosphorylation. The record is from RefSeq and is a predicted model, not a curated record. Gene Ontology annotation, molecular function: protein phosphatase 2A binding.